Molecule: messenger RNA, 429 nt
Organism: Trichoderma virens Gv29-8
Lineage: Eukaryota; Fungi; Ascomycota; Sordariomycetes; Hypocreales; Hypocreaceae
Exons: 2
Coding region: 1-429 (142 amino acids)
Source: RefSeq, a predicted model, not a curated record
AUGUCUUCCAAGGAGAAGAAUGGUGAGACUACCUGGGCCCAUGGCCUAUUCGAUUGUUGUAGCCCAGGUGGGCUUUGCUUCAUGACAACCUGUUGUCCCUGCAUUACAUACGGAAAGGCUCAGCACAGAAUGAAGCAUGGUAACUUGGAUGACUACUCAUGCUGCAAUGCAUCUUGCGUUAUCUUCGCCUGCCUUGCUCACUGCGGUCUUCAAUGCAUCCCUACCACGAUGCAGCGAGGAGACAUUCGCGAAAAACAUGGCCUUGAGGGUGGUUGCUUUGGAGAUUUUUGCAAAUCCUGCUGGUGCAAUUGCUGCGUCUUAAUACAGAAUGAGAAGGAAUUGGAACAGCGUGAAGCCCUCUUGAAAGGUUCAUCUGAGCCGUACAGAGCCAAUCCUGGUAUGGUGUACUCAGGCGCAAGCACACAUUAA